This is a messenger RNA of Pocillopora damicornis (cauliflower coral), 1619 nucleotides long. RefSeq names its product carbonic anhydrase 3. Gene Ontology annotation, molecular function: zinc ion binding; carbonate dehydratase activity. The record is from RefSeq and is a predicted model, not a curated record. Lineage: Eukaryota; Metazoa; Cnidaria; Anthozoa; Scleractinia; Pocilloporidae.
AAAAAUUCAUUUUCAACCAUUUCCUUGCGCUCAAGCAAAAUGCAUUGUGCUCGCGAAAUAUGUUUCCUGGUCAUUUUUGGACACAUUUCAUUCUUCACGAGCGCCAAAAUGUCUCAUCAACAAACUAGUAGGCUCGAAAGGUUCUACUCUCUGAAUUGUAGCUGCACAGACAGAUCAGAGAGUUUGAAUGCACCGAACGGAUGGCGUCCCGACCGGGAGUCAUAUUUGCCGAUUCAAUCUGCUGCUAGUUCGAGCUCUGCAGACAUACGGCUUGUGGAAGACCUAAUGAUGGAUGGAAACAUUGUCGGAAUGAUGCAUUUGGAUGUAAGGCAAGUCAACACGGAUUUUCAGAACCCGCUUAGAAUAAGUAUUGAAUCGGAAGCCGGAAUUGUAUCAGGCCACUUUUUCAACUUCUACAACCAUAAGCCAACUUUUAAACUGGACACCAAUGACCAGAAAUCAAUUUCACUCUCUGGUGGGUCGUUGACAGCGCCAUACGUCAUGGAUCAAUUUCAUUUCCAUGUCUACUGCACAAGGGAAGAGGCUGAGCUCAGUACGCUCGAUCGGGUACAAGUACCUGGCGAGUUACACCUAGUGUUCUUCCGAGAGAAAUAUCAGUCUUAUAACAAGGCUAUGCACAAAUUUGAAGAUGGGCUUGCCGUCAUUUCAAUUUACUUGGAGGUCGGAGAGGGCUUCAACACCACAUACAGCGAUCAGAUAGCACACUUCUUAUCUCAUGUGGAUUACAUUUCACAAAAUGAAAAUCACACGGUGCCAACAACUGCGUCAGUCAAACAGUUAGCGGCCCCUGUUUUAAAGAAGCAUGGGCAGUACGAUGCGUACCGAGGAAACUUAGUGGAACCUAUCCAAUGCAGUGAUUGUGUGGACGUUCUCGUGAUGAAAGAACGAUUUAAAUUGUCCGUUAAACAGUUGACUGAAUUCAGGAAGGCACCACACUGUAAGGAAAAUGACUGGGGGUUUUAAGAUCUGUUUAAGAGUACCUUUCGAAUCCAGCUGCUGGAAUUUUUUUAACACUGAACGACUGGACCACUAGGUGAUGGAAACACUGAAAGAAUAAACCAAUAACAAAAACAAAAAACCGAAAAAAGGGACCAUUGAAAUGCCACAGCUGAAGUAAAUGACACUUCUAACCCUGGAGCUGAGAUGGAACAAAUUAACAUUACCUUUCUCGAUGCUUGUAAAAAUCGUUCGUGCGUUUUCGUGCGAUCAAGAUUUUUUUCAUUUUGCGUCAAACUUGUAGCUAGCAAUCCAGAUCCUCUUGAAAAAAAAUAGUUCUAACCUUGAUUUUUUUUAUGCAGUUUAAGUCGAGUUUUGAAUUUUCCGACCCUUAAUUUAAAACUCGAGCUAUGAGGGAAGCCUCCGACAAAGUUAGAACAUUGUUUAUCAUUCAUAUUCCUGCGGAGAAAAUUGUCCGUCGAGUCGUGAGUCUUUGAAAUCUUUGAAAAUAUGGCAUAUUGCCACUUCACCUCCAUUGUUUAUUUUUUAACAAAAGUAACAUAACUAAUUGGUAUAAUGGCUAAGUAUUGAGUGUGACCAUAAGAGGAGAGGUUAAUGUAGAAUUUUGCUUAUGUAAUUAAAAAGGUGGGUUUCUUAAUGUU